This is a messenger RNA of Parascedosporium putredinis, 657 nucleotides long. The record is from the annotation of a GenBank genome assembly. Lineage: Eukaryota; Fungi; Ascomycota; Sordariomycetes; Microascales; Microascaceae.
AUGCAUAUGUUAGUGGGCCAUGAACCGCUUUUCGGCGCCGCCCCCAAGGGCACCAAACCCACCCUCAACUCCGCCAUCUCCAACAUCGACGACCGCAUCGCCUCCAUCGACGUCAAGCUCGCCUCCAUCAACGCCGAGCUCACCACCUACUCGUCCAAGCUCGCCAAGAUGCGCGACGGGCCCGGCAAGUCCGCCCUCAAGCAAAAAGCCGCCAAGGUCCUCCAGCGCCGCCGCAUGUACGAGUCCCAGCGCGACCAGCUCCAGGGCCAGGUCUGGAACAUGGAGCAAGCCCAGACCAUGCAGGACAACCUCAAAAACGUCAUGACCACCGUCGACGCCCUCAAGACUACCAACAAGGAGCUCAAGCGCCAGUACGGCAAGGUCGAUAUCGAUCGCAUAGAGCGCCUCCAGGACGAGAUGGCGGAUCUGCUCGACGUCGGCAACGAGAUCCAGGACAGCUUGGCGAGGAACUACGACAUACCCGAGGACGUGGACGAGUCCGAGCUCGAUGCCGAGCUCGAGGCCCUCGGCAUGGAGAUUGAGAUGGAGAGGGAGUCGGAGAUGGGCGCCAUGCCUUCUUUUAUGCAGGAUGAGAUGCCCGAGUUCAUCGAUGAGCCUCCUCUUAUGGAGGGCAAGGUCAAAGAAGCGGCGGGAUAA